AUGCUAGACACCGUUGGAUACCGCUCACGCGGUCGUAAACGCAAUCUGUCUCGCGUUGUCAACAUGUGGCCAGCGCCGUUGGCUGGCUUUAAUGACGCGAGAUCCGUCGGAGUCACGGCUAUACUCGCUGUUGCUCACUUCACACAGAUUCGAGACCUAGGAGUUAUUUACGAUUUUGACAGAUUCGUACAUGACCUUGCUGCCAGACCUCUACGACAGGCCGAUCAUGAAGCCCAUUUAGUCACCGCACAAGAGAGACUCGGAGGUGUAUCACUCGAAUGUCGACGAAACGUAGUCGAUUAUGGUCUGAUGUACGAGCUGCUCACCGAUGAAAUCGACUUAGAUUUGAAGGACAUAGUCGAAAUGUCGCCUUAUUAG
Molecule: messenger RNA, 378 nt
Organism: Haemonchus placei
Lineage: Eukaryota; Metazoa; Nematoda; Chromadorea; Rhabditida; Trichostrongylidae
Source: the annotation of a GenBank genome assembly